Daphnia carinata is the source of this 968-nucleotide messenger RNA. RefSeq names its product estradiol 17-beta-dehydrogenase 8-like. Gene Ontology annotation, molecular function: oxidoreductase activity, acting on the CH-OH group of donors, NAD or NADP as acceptor. The transcript is spliced from 7 exons. NCBI's taxonomy places the organism in Eukaryota, Metazoa, Arthropoda, Branchiopoda, Diplostraca, Daphniidae. The record is from RefSeq and is a predicted model, not a curated record. The coding region runs from base 87 to 857 and encodes 256 amino acids.
ACUUACCCUACGGCUUUCCAGGUUCGGCAAAGUGCAACUAAUUUUAUCUCCUUGUUAUUUGUGUUAGUAUAUCUUAAUCUAUCAUCAUGGCCUCUCCAAUUGGAUUGCUGUCAGGCAGGCUUGCCCUUGUUACUGGUGGUGGAAGUGGUAUUGGAAGAGCUGUAUGCCAUGUUUUAGCCAGAGAAGGAGCCAGAGUGGUUGUUACAGACCUAAACUCAAUAGCUGCGGAGGAAACCAAGAAGCAUCUUGAUGAUAUAGGAGGUAGAUAUGAACACUUGGCCCUACCUGUGGAUGUCUCGGUAGGCAGAUCAGUCCAGUCACUUAUUGUAGAUAUCAGAGGAAAGUUCAAUGCUGCACCUUCCAUAGUUGUUAAUUCAGCUGGAAUCACAAGGGAUAACUUCUUACUUAAAAUGGAUGAAAACAGCUGGAAUGCUGUGAUGAAUGUCAACCUUAAGGGUACAUUUCUGGUCACACAAGCUGCAUCAGCUGCCAUGUUAGAUGAUAAACUUCCAAAAAGCAGUAUCAUCAACAUUGCCUCGAUUAUUGGCAAAACAGGAAAUGUCGGCCAGUGCAACUAUGCUGCUAGCAAAGCAGGGGUUGAAGCUUUUACGAGAUCUGUAUCCAAAGAAUUGGCAAAGUACAACAUAAGAUGUAACGCCGUUUUACCUGGUUUCAUUGAAACGCCAAUGGUACAAUCUGUCCCUGAUAAAGUCAAAGAAAAGUUUAAAGCUUUGAUUCCGUUCGGACGUAUGGGCCUACCUGAAGAGGUAGCAGAAGUGGUACUUUUCUUGGCUUCGGAUAGAAGUAGCUACGUGACCGGUAAUUGCAUCGAAGUAUCUGGAGGAUUAGCAACAUAAGGAAAGAAGCUUACCCUGGCCCUCAGUUUUGAUUUACAGAAAUUCUAGUUUUAUUGUUACUGCCUCAGAUACAACUAAGGAGUACAUAGUCGAUUGUUCUAUGCUCCAUAA